ACUGUUUAUUCUCUGCGAUCCUGUUUUACCGAUAAGUGAUAAGUAAUAAGCACUCUUGCUUACUCCCAUUUGCGGUCUUGCAUUUUUUCGUUAUAGUGCAAGAAAGAGGGAGAGCUCUCCUUCAUCUCAUCCGCCAAUCGCAUCUCCAAAGCAAAGUCAACAACCUUGAGGUUGAGGAUGGCUCACUCUCACUCUGCCCAAGACCCAGUGAUUGAGCAGCAGAGAGUGAUAAUUCCGAGCAAGCAUGGAGAAAAGCUGGUGGGAUUGUUGCAUGAAACUGGGUCUAAAGAGAUUGUUAUCUUAUGCCAUGGUUUUAGAUCCAGAAAGGACUACAAUACUAUGGUGAACCUUGCUGCUGCUUUAGAGAAAGAAGGAAUCAGUGUCUUUCGUUUUGACUUUGCUGGAAAUGGAGAGAGUGAAGGAUCAUUUCAGUAUGGUAACUAUUCCCGAGAAGCUGAUGAUUUACAUGCUGUAAUUCAACACUUUUCUGGGGAAAAUCGUGUGGUAAGUGCGAUUGUUGGGCAUAGCAAAGGAGGUAAUAUGGUGCUUCUCUAUGCUUCUAAAUAUCGAGAUAUCCAUAUACUUGUCAAUGUUUCUGGCCGUUAUGAUUUGAAUAGAGGCAUUGCUGAACGCUUGGGAGAGGACUUUAUGCAAAUAAUUAAGAAGGAUGGAUAUAUUGAUGUUAAGAAUAAGACAGGAGGUGUUGAAUACCGUGUGACUGAGGAAAGUUUAAUGGAACGCUUAAGAACAGAUAUGCAUGAAGCUUGCCUUAAGAUUGACAAAGAAUGUCGGGUCUUGACAGUCCAUGGAUCUGCUGAUGAGAUAAUUCCCAUUGAGGAUGCAUUGGAGUUUGCCAAGAUCAUACCUAAUCACAAGUUACACAUCGUGGAAGGAGCCAAUCAUGGAUACACCUCACAUCAAACUGAGUUGGCAUCCGUUGUUGUGAACUUUAUAAAGACAGUCUUAGAGCAAGACAAGGUUGCCCCGUAGUAGGCAGUUUAUGUGAUCAAUGGAUAAGCUUUUCAUUUCAACUUUGAUGUUGAGCAUUUAAACUUUUCUUCUCACAAUAAAAGCGCAAUACAGGUCACUGAUGGAAUGUUCCAGCAUUGUAAGCCCUGCAGCUGUAAUUGAUCUCAGUUGACUAGGGAAAUAUUACAAGGACUUGACCACUCUUAAUAAUUUGAUUAAGUUUCAUGAAA
Messenger RNA from Theobroma cacao (cacao), 1199 nucleotides. RefSeq lists its product as uncharacterized. The record is from RefSeq and is a predicted model, not a curated record. Lineage: Eukaryota; Viridiplantae; Streptophyta; Magnoliopsida; Malvales; Malvaceae. Gene Ontology annotation, cellular component: cytosol.